Messenger RNA from Thamnophis elegans (Western terrestrial garter snake), 483 nucleotides. RefSeq names its product C-type lectin LmsL-like. The transcript has 5 exons. Gene Ontology annotation, molecular function: signaling receptor activity. The record is from RefSeq and is a predicted model, not a curated record. The coding region runs from base 1 to 483 and encodes 160 amino acids. Lineage: Eukaryota; Metazoa; Chordata; Lepidosauria; Squamata; Natricidae.
AUGGGAUUCUCUUUCUACAUCGGCCUCUACUGCCUUGGAAUCUUGAUCACCAAUCCUUUUUGGGGAGCAAAGGCUUCAAAAUGCCCCAAUGACUGGUUGAAGAAACAGGGAAACUGCUACGGAUAUUUUGAUGAAAAACUAAGUUGGGAUGAUGCUGAGAUGGAGUGCCAGAGCUAUGGCCCUGGAUAUCAUCUGGCCUCUAUUCUCAGCCGCCAAGAAGCUGCAUUAGUGUCUGUAUACACCAAAGACAAACAGAAUUCAGCUAGCAAUGUCUGGAUAGGGCUCCGUGAUGUCUCCGAGAAAGGGCGAUGGAGAUGGGCUGAUGAAUCCACUUUCAAUUACAAAUCCUGGGCAGGAUUACAGCCAGACCACACUUAUGGGAAUGAACAUUGUGUGGAGAUGUUACAUUCGACAAAUUUUAAAGAGUGGAAUGAUAGGGCAUGUGAAGCUCUUAACGCUUACAUCUGUAAGUAUCAGCAGUAG